Molecule: messenger RNA, 2277 nt
Organism: Danaus chrysippus (African queen)
Lineage: Eukaryota; Metazoa; Arthropoda; Insecta; Lepidoptera; Nymphalidae
Source: the annotation of a GenBank genome assembly
AUGUCUUCUUACCUUAGAGGAUCAGAAAAUUAUGUUUGGUGUCAAACCAGUGUUUUGGGGAAGGGUGCAACAGGUGCGGUGUAUCAAGGAGUUAAUAAGAAUAAUGGGGAACCGGUAGCUGUGAAAACUUUCAACCAAGUGAGCCAUAUGAGGCCACAUGAAGUACAAAUGCGAGAGUUUGAAGUGUUAAAGAAAGUGAAACAUGAAAAUAUUGUAAAGUUGCUGGCUAUCGAAGAGGAACAGGAAAGUAGGGGAAAAGUAAUAGUUAUGGAACUUUGCACCGGUGGGAGUCUCUUCAACAUAUUAGAUGAUCCAGAGAACACCUAUGGCCUUCAAGAAGACGAGUUCUUGUUAGUGUUAGAGCAUCUGACGGCAGGAAUGAAGCACUUGCGAGAUAAUAACUUGGUACAUAGAGAUUUAAAGCCCGGUAACAUCAUGAAGUUCAUCAAUGAAGAUGGAACAACAACCUACAAGCUGACAGACUUUGGAGCGGCCAGAGAAUUACAGGAAGAGGAGCAGUUUGUGUCUCUGUAUGGUACUGAGGAGUACCUGCAUCCAGAUAUGUAUGAGAGGGCAGUGUUGAGGAAACCGGUGGGCAAGAGCUUCGGUGCCACUGUUGACCUAUGGUCUAUUGGGGUCACCUUAUACCACGUUGCUACUGGCCAGCUUCCAUUCAGACCCUAUGGAGGCCGAAGAAAUAAAGAAACCAUGUUCUAUAUCACUACCAAAAAGAUCUCCGGAGUUAUUUCUGGUACCCAAACAACUGAAAAUGGUCCAAUAGAGUGGUCUCGAGAGCUGCCGUCACAUUGUCAGCUGAGCGUGGGUCUUCGGAAACUGGUUACACCACUACUAGCUGGACUACUGGAAAUAGACCCUCCAAGGAUAUGGACAUUUGAUAGAUUCUUCUCGGAGGUUCAAACUGCUACCUCUACGAAGCCAGUCCAUAUAUUCCAUGUUAAUAAAGCGGCCAGUAUAAAGGUAUUUCUGAAGCCGGAAGAAAAGUAUGAACAUUUACAGAAUUACAUCUGCGAACAGACGAGUGUGGUCGCGGAGUCACAGAUACUAUUGUACAAGGACAUGUUACUACUGAGCGAGAUAGACGAGAACACGUCGGGGAAGAACUAUCCGGACACGACGGCGGAGGUCCCUCUGAUGUUGUUCAAUAAGAAUAACAACAACGUGAGCAUGGCGCCGGAGCCUGACAUACCGAAAUUCCCUCCCUUCCCUAACGACAUGGCCGUCGACGCAGCCGCCUCCGUCGCGAAGACGGCGUGUAGCGUGGGUCACGUCAUCAAGCGUCGGGUGGAAGCCCUGUGCGCGGCGUCUCAACUGUGCGGCGCGUGCGUCAGUCGGUGGGGGGCGUUGCUGGCCACCAGGCUGAGCAGCGUGGCGGCGCGGGCUCAGGCCUUGGCCGCACACGCCAGCUGUCUGCACGACGCCGCCCGCGCCCUCGACCUCGCGGCCGCCGCGCACCGCCUGGCGCAGUCCGCGGCCGGCGCUCCGCCCUCCGGUACCGGCCAGGACUCGUGGGCCGCGUCGGCCGCCCUCGUGUCCAAGGAGGCUGAGGAGCUCCGCUCGGCCGGCAACUCGCUCCGUGCGCGUCACGUGCCGCCCGCCCUCCGCGCUCACUGGGACGACGCCCUGCUGCAGGCGCCCUGCCCUCACGACCUUCACCUGCACCUUAAGGCGAAGACGCUCGUCGACCGCCUGCGCGAGUCGUGGCAGCACCUGGUGCGGGACCGCGCUACCCGCCCCAUGACGUACAACGACGAGCAGUUCCACCUGUUGGAGCGCAUCACGGUGGCGGAGACGGGGCGGCGCGCGCGGAGCCUGCUGCAGCGCGCGGCGCCGCUGGCCAGGACGCGGGCGGACGCCAUCGCCGACUGGUACAAGGUGGCGCAGACCGUGUACCUCCAGACACAGAUACUGGACAAGGACGUGGCCGCCGUCGAGCUCAAGGUGCUGGCGCUGGCCGCCCGACUACAGGACGCAGAGAGACGCUCCAGGGCCGUCAUGGCUGACGUCGGCGCUCAGCUGACCGCCAUCAAGUCGGAGUCUCCCGUGGAGGCGGACAAGGACCGAGCUCCCCGCCCCCCGCGCCCCGGCGGCCGUCCCCCGCGCCCCCCGGCCGGUGACUCCCUAUCGUCGGGUGUGAGUGCUCGCGGGGCGGGUGUGCGGGCGCUCCUCUCCUCGCACGAGGAGGUGUCGUCUCGCGUGUCAUCCAACUCGGCGCUCGUGGCUCGUCUGCUGCAGAUCACCGCCGACCUGACUCCCUAG